AUGGGCGACCCUUGGAAAGAAACCAUUCGUGACAUGGCGAAAUGGCUAAUGAAAGACCACCCCUUCAUGUUUGCGCAUAUACAAGGCCAACCAGCAAUCGCAAAAGCCAUCAAAGUUCCUCUUUUUCUACAAGAUUCUUUUUGCAGAUCGAAUUCAACCGCGGAAAUCAUCCAUAUCACAAACGCGACAAAGAAGGAUCAAGUUUUCAAGGAACGCGAGAAGCUCAAAGCCAACAUGCGUCUCACCACACAAACCGCGAAAAGCAUCAGAACCAUGGAUUACGUCGAAGCAACAGAUAUUUUAAAGACUGCUCGUCGGGAGAAUGACUGGUACCUUCCAGACCUUGGCAAGAACGCUUGUGUUGUUGUUGUCAUCAUCGAAGCAGACCCUGACUAUUCUGCCGAGUACGCCCUCGCACUGAUAGCAUGGACUACCAUGAUCAAAAGACACAGUUCAUCUAGUUGCCGCAUGCGCUUGAUGACAAUGUCAUGGGAAGGCGUCCACGAUAUGACAAAAGCUAUUUGGAACUAUUGGCCCGCAGCCAAGGAACCCUUUCGAGAAUACAUGCUGCCAUCUGUACCGCGAGGCGGGGGGAAACUCAUCUCAAACUCACAAAGCAAAAGUGAAGCAUCGGAAAUGAUGAACUGGGUGAAAAGAGUUGCCCCUGAUGGCAAACAUACUUGCAUCAGCUUCAGAAGACCGACGCGACUUGAUGACUCCUGGGAUCGGUGUUACCAACAUCGUCAUCAAGGCCUAGACUCCGCAAUAAAACCUCUACGAGCACUUCUAAUUAACCUUGACUUCAAAACUGCCGAAAGGAUCCCCGACGCAGGCAAGCCUCACCUCAUCACGAGCACCACCCGCCGCAGGCUGAUCUUUGACCUCGAGACACGACAGCCCAUCACCGUCACCACAAAAUGCUCAACUUCCGAGGAGAAGCAACAGAUGAGUUGGGUGAAUCGCUUCAGCGGAGAGAGCACAAAUAUAUAUACACAGCCAGGGUUCAGCUACGGGGCUAAGAACCCUCGACGCAUGAGAUUUGCGGAUGAUCAGAUUGGGGGUUUCUUGGCAGCUUUGAGCGAGUUGGAUAAAUGGCCUCUCGGCAUUUCCAACGUCAUGCCUCUUUUUGAUCCCAGGGGAGAAGAAUCUCAGAUCGCCAUCGAUAUUGGAGAACGACUCAUCCGGCAAGGUAUCCUUCAACUUGAUCCCACGUCAACCAUAGGGUUUUCACUGGCUCUCCCCAACGAAACACAACGGGCUUUCUACAAUAUUCUCCCCCUUGUUGAUUACGACCAUCGCCUCGCGCUCUUUCUGAGUAUCAAGUCCAAGAACGCCGUGAUCAACACAGCAAAAGCGCAAAUGGCUGCGAUAAUCUCGGGGAGUAACACGAACUGUUUUGAAUUUGUCUAUAAAACAGCCCCUGAGGUCCACGAAACCAGUGACGCAGCCCGGAUUGGUCUCUUCAAGCAUGUCGCGCAUGCUGGUACUGUCAUGAAGGGCCUUGGACUCAUGAAGACUGCGAUAAGCGCCUCACGCUUUUCUAUGCUCUUUCCAGAGAUUUACAUCGUUGAUAAGAAGGUUCGUGUUUACAUGGACGAAGUAAAGCACGUUAUGGAACGAUGCAGAGUGCUACUGCAAGUCCUCAAGACGUGCGGUUACAGUGUCUAUGAAGCAUUACCGUUUGAACAGGAAGAACCAGAGGCUAUCGAAUUCGAUGUAUUCAUGGAAGUCUGGGGCCAUCUCCUGAGAGCUUACACCUACCAAAUUGCUCUCAUCACAGUCAACAAGGACGGCGAAAUUUCUAUAAAGGACCUUGUGUCUCAAACUCCCAUGAAAGCAAGUUUCGAAGUACGGCAUAGUUUCGAAUGGGAGACCAUCCCGAAGGACGAGUGGGACUACGCCGUGGGCAUUUACACGAGAGCUGUUCGUGGGCCGGGGAUGACUACGAUUAAUGAUUGGAAUUGGAUCCCGCCCGAGGUUUGGGAGCGCUGGGGUUCGGGGUUGCCUGGGGGGGUUAAAGGGCUGAGAACCAAGUUUGAGUUGGCCAAGAAUCGCGAUGAGGUAGAUGAUAAAUGA
Molecule: messenger RNA, 2076 nt
Organism: Fusarium verticillioides 7600
Lineage: Eukaryota; Fungi; Ascomycota; Sordariomycetes; Hypocreales; Nectriaceae
Exons: 1
Coding region: 1-2076 (691 amino acids)
Source: RefSeq, a predicted model, not a curated record